Messenger RNA from Mandrillus leucophaeus (drill), 935 nucleotides. It is a transcript of the gene IZUMO4, whose product is annotated as IZUMO family member 4. Gene Ontology annotation, cellular component: nucleus. Lineage: Eukaryota; Metazoa; Chordata; Mammalia; Primates; Cercopithecidae. The record is from RefSeq and is a predicted model, not a curated record. The coding region runs from base 3 to 701 and encodes 232 amino acids. The transcript is spliced from 10 exons.
GCAUGGCCCUGCUGCUGUGCCUGGUGGGCGUGACGGCGGCGCUGGCCCACGGCUGUCUGCACUGUCACAGCAAGUUCUCCGAGAAGUUCUCCUUCUACCGCCACCAUGUGAACCUCAAGUCCUGGUGGGUGGGCGACAUCCCCGUGUCAGGGGCGCUGCUCACCGACUGGAGCGACGACACGAUGAAGGAGCUGCACCUGGCCAUCCCCGCCGAGAUCACCCGGGAGAAGCUGGACCAAGUGGCGACAGCAGUGUACCAGAGAAUGGAUCAGCUGUACCAGGGGAAGAUGUACUUCCCGGGGUAUUUCCCCAACGAGCUGCGCAACAUCUUCCGGGAGCAGGUGCACCUCAUCCAGAACGCCAUCAUUGAAAGUCGCCUCGACUGUCAGCGCCACUGUGGCAUCUUCCAGUACGAGACCAUCUCCUGCAACAACUGCACAGACUCGCACGUCGCCUGCUUUGGCUAUAACUGCGAGUCCUCGGAGCAGUGGGAGUCAGCUGUCCAGGGCCUGCUGAACUACAUAAAUAACUGGCACAAACAGGACGUGAGCAUGAGACUACACUCCUCCUCCUUCUCCUGGCCUGGGACACACAGAGCCACCCCAGCCUUCCUGGUAUCGCCGGCCUUCAGGUGUCUGGAGCCCCCACACCUGGCCAACCUGACCUUGGAAGAUGCUGCUGAGUGUCUCAAGCAGCACUGACAGCAGCCGGGCCUGCCCCAGCGCAACGUGGGGCCAGGACUCAGCUGGACAGCCCCCGCCUGUCCCUCUGGAGCUGGGCUGCUGCUGCCUCAGGAACCCCCUCCAACCCCAGACAGAGCCUGAGCUGGCCAGGGCCGGGAGGGCGGGAGGGAGGGGGCCGUGUACAGCGUCAGCGCCUGGGCAGGUCUGCGGAGCUGCGAGACGUGAUGAUUAAAGUCCCUGAUGUUUCUCUUU